Hyalella azteca is the source of this 2258-nucleotide messenger RNA. RefSeq lists its product as uncharacterized. The coding region runs from base 1 to 2166 and encodes 721 amino acids. NCBI's taxonomy places the organism in Eukaryota, Metazoa, Arthropoda, Malacostraca, Amphipoda, Hyalellidae. The transcript is spliced from 6 exons. The record is from RefSeq and is a predicted model, not a curated record.
AUGCAUUCCAUGGCAGCCCGUCUCCGUGGAAGCCCGUCUCUAUGGAAGCCCGUCUCCAUGGAAGCCCGUCUCCAUGGAAGCCCGUCUCCAUGGAAGCCCGUCUCCAUGGAAGCCCGUCUCCAUGGAAGCCCGUCUCCAUGGAAGCCCGUCGAUUCCAUUCCAUGGAAGCCGGUCUCGGGCUUCCAUUCUAUGGAAGCCGGUCUCGGGCUUUCAUUUCAUGAAAGCCUGAGACGCAGGAUGUUGACUGAGAAUGGCGAAGCCAUGAAGACACUGUUCGAAGUUAUCCAAUUCCAAAGCAUUUAUCGCAAACCUAAUGAAGGAUCUAGUCUCCCUGUACCGUCUAGUGUUCCUCUUGUGCCGUCUAGCGUUCCUCUCGUGCCGUCUAGCGUCCCGCUCGUGCCGUCUAGCGUCCCUCUUGUGCCGUCUAGCGUCCCUCUUGUGCCGUCUAGCGUCCCUCUUGUGCCGUCUAGCGUCCCUCUUGUGGCGUCUAGCGUCCCUCUUGUGGCGUCUAGCGUCCCUCUUGUGGCGUCUAGCGUCCCUCUUGUGGCGUCUAGUGUUCCUCUUGUGGCGUCUAGUGUUCCUCGUGUGGCGUCUAGUGUUCCUCGUGUGGCGUCUAGUGUUCCUCGUGUGGCGUCUAGUGUUCCCUACAGUCGAGCUGCCGACAGCUCCUUCUGGUCUCACUGUCGCCAAAUCACCAUUCGGUUAAUUACCACUCUUGAUUACGGCUCUGCCGUAGCCGCCUUGGACGUCUUGCCAUCUUUACCUUGGAACAACCUCUGCACCAUCAUGAAUACGGUCCAGGACCUUAUCGAUGAAGAAAACUGGCAAGCGGCGGCAACUUACGUGGUGCAAAAAGGCAAAUAUACAAGCCUCCUGCAACUUCGUCAAGAAGAACAAGACGAAGAAUGUGCAGAAGAAGAAGACCAACGGGUCGUGUAUGGAUUAAUCCUCUCCAUCAAGAAGUACCACGACAACUCCCGGAAACUCCAAUUUCUGCGCCACGGAAAGAUUGUGGCUAAAUACGACCGACUCGUCUUACUGAGAGAACUCAAAACAGGAGAGGCAUUUUACAUAAUCGCGGAAAGGGAAGAAGAGGCAUUUCAUUUAUUUAGAUCACCAAAUGUGCCUUACAUCGGCCAAUGGAUGGCAGUAUACGAGCCGCGAUCAGCGGGCAAAAUCCACCAACUGACGAUCUUGGACACCAAUACCUCGUUAGUUCCAUUGGCUCUAUCCCCUAAUACCGCGGAUAUUCGUUUGUCGACGGUGCUGGGAUCUGCCUCGAGCAAGGAACCAGUAAUGACGUUCCUGAUUGAAGUAAAAGCAAGUGACGUGCUUCUAGGAACAGUCGGCUUACCGCCAGCCUGCUCGGCCAUCAUGUGCAACUCCUUGCAUAUGAGCGUGCCUGUAAAAUCUCCUGAAAAAUCUGGAAAAUCUUGCCCAGCUCUCGUAGGCGGCCGAACAGAUCAUCGCACGCUAACCUGCAGCGUAACUAUUAAAGGACACAAAAUCAGCAGAUGUCCUUUCAGCAGCGAGACGCUGGCUAAUUUGCUGAUCUCGAAGACAGUCCUGCAGUCGGAGAAAAUAGAUCAAGACCUGGUGAGGGAGGGAGUGAAAAAGCUAUUUAAGAGCUUCGUCGACUCCGACAUCAGCAUCAUUGUAGGUGGCUGGUUCAAGCUGGCCGUCGCCCCCGCAGACUCGAACCAGGAUGCUCCGAAGCUGAGAAGGAACGUACACAUAUCUCUCCUAACUCCAAAAGCACUGCCCGAAGAUUUUCAGCCAAUUUCCAUCGAUCGGGAUAACAAUCCCGGGAUGACAAUUCCUACUACAGCUCCACAAGCUGAAAUACAUCCGUCCAUUCGGCAACGGAGAAUGCAUGCAUAUAUGACGCCGGACAUCACAGCAGAGAGAGCGGAAGAUGUCGCUGGACCUAGUCGCCUCCAAAGACCGAAAGUCACACCAGGACAAAUUCUUCUGACAAGUUUCACAACCAGGAGCAGAGACUUGGACCAUGAAGAACAAGCGACUGAUAACGACGAAACAGAAACAAGUCCUAUUCAAUGCCCCCGAAAGAAGCUCAGAAUCUUAACAAGGGCUGUAGUUCAUGAAAAUCAACCUAUGGACAGUGACCCAGAAGAAACCGACGCUAACAUCGAGAACAGCGAAUGAAUUAUUGCGGAAAGAUAUCACUUAAGGUUUUCCACCAAUUUGUAUUGCACUUUGAUUUGUAUAUUUACUGAUUUUGAAGUCAAAUAAAAAUG